Molecule: messenger RNA, 2566 nt
Organism: Pogoniulus pusillus (Red-fronted tinkerbird)
Lineage: Eukaryota; Metazoa; Chordata; Aves; Piciformes; Lybiidae
Gene: ARHGAP15
Product: Rho GTPase activating protein 15
Exons: 13
Coding region: 10-1437 (475 amino acids)
Biological process (GO): regulation of GTPase activity; signal transduction
Cellular component (GO): cytoplasm
Source: RefSeq, a predicted model, not a curated record
CCAGGAACCAUGGAAAAGUCUACAGCUUCUUCUGCAGCCUCUGAAAAGCCUAAUCCUUCCCACCACAGUACGGGGGCUGUUCAAAUGAGGAUCAAAAAUGCCAACAGUCACCAUGACAGGCUGAGCCAAAGCAAAUCUAUGAUUCUGUCCGAGAACCUGAAAGUCACUGAGCCUAUAAAUCGCCACAGAAGGAAUCAUUCCCAACACAACCUAACCCUCGCAGACAUCAUUAGCACGCAGGAGCACGCGGUGGAGAAAGAAGGAUACCUUCUAAAAGCCAAAAUUGCAGAUGGUGGCAAGAAAUUAAGGAAAAACUGGUCCACCUCCUGGAUCGUUCUCACUGCUCGGAAAAUGGAGUUCUACAAAGAAUCCAAGCAGCCAUCACUGGCCAACCUGAAACCGGGAUACAAACCUGAGUGUGUGGAUUUGUGUGGUGCUCGCAUUGAGUGGACCUCAGAGAAGUCCAGCAGAAAGAAUGUCUUCCAGAUCACGACAGUGUCAGGAAAUGAGUUCCUCCUCCAGUCGGAUAUUGACUUUCUCAUAUUGGAUUGGUUCCACGCUAUCAAAAAUGCAAUUGACAGAUUGUCAAAAGAACGGAGUUGUACCUCGAAAAAUUCGGAGUUCAAACUCAGAAGAUCCUCCAGCAUCGAAUUACUGAAUAGCUUAGACACUGAGUCCAAAGAACCAAAGCCUGAACACAGAAAAUCUUUAAUUUUCAGACUCAACUACAGCACCUCUGACACAAACGACAGGAACCGAGUGAAAAGCAGGUUGAAGAAGUUCAUCUCCCGAAGACCCUCCUUGAAAACAUUGCAGGAGAAGGGACUGAUUAAAGAUCAAAUUUUUGGCUCCCACUUGCACUUGGUUUGUGAGCACGAGAAAUCUACAGUCCCCCACUUUGUGCAACUGUGCAUAAAAGCCGUUGAAAGAAGAGGUCUAGAUGUUGAUGGAAUAUACAGAGUUAGCGGCAAUCUGGCAACAAUACAGAAGUUACGAUUUGUUGUCAAUCAGGAAGAGAAGCUGAAUUUGGACGACAGCCAGUGGGAGGACAUCCACGUUGUCACCGGAGCACUCAAGAUGUUUUUCAGAGAGCUGCCUGAGCCGCUGUUCCCAUACUGCUUCUUUGAACAGUUUGUGGAGGCGAUAAAAAUCCAGGACAACACCACUCGCAUCAAAUCCAUAAGAAGCCUUGUGAAAAGACUCCCCAGACCCAACUAUGACACGAUGAAAAUGCUUUUUGAACAUCUAAAGAAGAUAGCAGCCAAGGAAUCCGUGAAUCUUAUGUCAACACAAAGCUUAGGAAUUGUGUUUGGACCAACACUCCUUAGACCCGAAAAGGAGACAGGGAACAUGGCAGUCCACAUGCUGUACCAAAAUCAGAUAGUUGAACUUAUGCUGAGCGAGUACAGCAAGAUCUUCGGCUCGGAGGAAGACUGACAGACAGGGCCUGCUAUGGAAAGCUUUCACAUCUGUCUCCAUGUCUAAUAUUUUUACAUUUCUGUAAACAUACUUCUGAAAUAUUCCUUUUUUUUUUUCCCCUUCAAGUGACAGAUGCCUCAUUUGGUGAAAACUUAAUGAUGAUUUUUCAUGUUUAAUUUUCAAACAUUGCAAGGGAAAGGGGGGGGGGGGGAACCAACAACAACAAACAAACCACCAAAAAGAGAAAGAAAUGAAAGAUAAAUAUUGUCACCAUUUGCCUAUAUGCAUUCUGCAUUAACCCUUUGAGGGUUUCAUUAUGCUCACACUCCAAGUGGCACUUCUUCUGCGAGCUCAGCAUACAACAUAUGGCCAAAGACCAUGGAAAAAUGCUGUUUACCAACAUAUGCAAUGGCACAGAAAGAUAAAUAAGAAUUGAGGAGGUUGGUGGAUUAAAAUAUGUGUGUUCAAAGCAGUGAAUUACAAUGGUGCUGCCACGUCAUUUGUAGCUAAUGUGAGCAUCAAUGGAGACAGAGCAAGGGGGAAUGGCCUCAGGCUGAGGCUGGAGAGGUUUCGUUUCACAUUCUGUGCUUCUCUCAUCCACAGCCUCCCUGGGCAACCUGUGCCAGUCUCUCACCACCCUCACUGCAAAGAACUUCUUAACAUGCAGUUUAAAUCUCCUUUCUGCCAUUUUAGACCCUCCCUCCUCAUCCUUUAAGGAGAACUGGCCUGAUUCACAGACAUGCUGCUGUGGUUACCAUACAAACACCUUCCUCCUUGUAAGGUUUACCUAUGGAGAUGGAACCAGCAGUGUGAAGUCAAAACUGGGGCAGAACAAUGCAGGUUAUAUCCAGUUUGAUGUCCCCUGAUAGACAUCCAAAUUCAGCUCAGCUCUGUGCAUAUUCUGCUGCCUUCAGUCACAGAUUACAGAGCCCAGGGUUGGAAGAGACCUCUGGAGAUCAUCCAGUCCAAAUCCCUGCUCAAGCAGGGCACCCACAACAGCUUGCCCAGGAGCACAUAUAUAGAAUCAUAGCAUCAAGCAGGUUGGAAGAGACCUCCAAGCUCAUCCAGUCCAACCUAGCACCCAGCCCUAGCCAGUUAACUAGACCAUGGCACUAAGUGCCUCAUCCAGUCUUCUCUUGAAAACCUC